AUGGGAUGGGGGAUAAUCAGAAAAACGUUCCUUCGAGGAGGUGUGAAAUAUCGAAAAAUUUCUUCUUCAUUUUUCUUUGGAGGCAGCAGCAUUCUUACUUCCAUUGUACAAUCUCUAGAACUAAUUGGCAUCCUGUGGUCUAAUGUAACAACACCACCACCACCACCACCCCAAUUUAGCAAGCGAGAACAACUGCCCCGACUUACUCGUAAUUGGGCCGAGAGGUACAGGGUCCAUUUGCUAAACCAGGCUGUCAUUGUUCUUAUCAGAUGGAAGAGAAUAAUUGUAUGGACUGCUUCUAAUCCACUUAAAGAUUUCUCUGGUAGCUUGCGCGUUAUUGAUGUUUCCCAAUCUGUGGACCUUGACCACCCUCUUGCCUCAUACUUCUUAUGUUUAGAUUGCAAACAUGUUUCUGAUUUUUUCAGAAAGAAUGGUGUGAAAGUUUUGAGCACACGAGAACUGUUCGAUUUUAUAGUAGAUUCAUCUAUUACUGAUGAAUCUGUGCAUUCUUAUUUGGAAGAGGUUCAACGGGAAAUUUUGGUUUGGAGAGAUGCGAUGUCCAGGCUGAUCUCUGUGGAGGUAAAUAAUCUCGCAUCAAGUUCAUUUUCAAAGUUAAGAAGAAAUUCGAAAACCUUACAACUCUUAUCUGGUGACACCGUAGGUUUGCUUUAUCUUUCCCCAGCUCCAAAACAAUUAUUAAAGCUGCCAGAGAAAUCGGGCACGAAUGAUACCUCUACUGGACAAACGAACAACUUCGGAACCGAAUCUGGAACAGAUGAAGACAAGGAGGAGAACAAUGAUGAUGAUGAUUCUAGUGAUUCAGAAGGAUUAGAGCCAUAUGAUACUAGGAAGGAGGGUACAAGGGAGGCAGUAAUCCCUGCAGAUAAAAAGGCAGCUCGAAAAGAGAACAAGAAAAAAGUGAAAGAAGAGAAGAGAGAAGCUCGCAAGACCAAAACCCCAAAAGCUGAGAGGAAAAAGAAGAAGAAGCUGUCCAAAAACAUCAAAGCCAGGUAGUGUUGUUAGUAGCUUCAGUCCCCUAAUUUAUAGAACUGACCAAAACAUCAAAGCUGUGUAAAAAAUUGGGAGCUUCAAUUGUGUACAGCUCUUUUCCUAGUGAAAUACAAAAAAGGAUAUUUCUCCUGUACAAUUUCUAGAAAUUCUACCCGAUUAACAAAGACAAUAGAAACCAUUGGUCACCA
Molecule: messenger RNA, 1199 nt
Organism: Papaver somniferum (opium poppy)
Lineage: Eukaryota; Viridiplantae; Streptophyta; Magnoliopsida; Ranunculales; Papaveraceae
Product: serine/threonine-protein kinase rio1-like
Exons: 6
Coding region: 1-1014 (337 amino acids)
Source: RefSeq, a predicted model, not a curated record